Molecule: messenger RNA, 2419 nt
Organism: Oppiella nova
Lineage: Eukaryota; Metazoa; Arthropoda; Arachnida; Sarcoptiformes; Oppiidae
Source: the annotation of a GenBank genome assembly
AUGCUAUCGACUAAUCAACUCAUUUUGUACGACAUUAACAAAUCCAUCGAUGCUUUUAAUGGAUGGACGCACACAGCCGUUGGUUACUGUCAGGGCUUCAAUAUGUUGGCCGCGAUUAUACUGAAGGUUAUGGAGGGAGAUGUCGACGACUCUCUAAAGGUUAUGAUUUAUCUGAUUGAAGGCGUUCUACCCGAAAGUUAUUUCGCCAACAAUCUGAGGGGUCUGUCGGUAGAUAUGGCUGUAUUCCGAGAUCUACUACGGAUGAGGCUGUCCACUCUGGCCAAACACUUUGACAAACUCCAGUACGCGGGACAGGACCAGAGCACCGGUACCAGCUAUGAGCCGCCGCUAAUCAACGUCUUCACAAUGCAAUGGUUUCUCACGCUCUUCACCAACUGUUUGCCCCAGUCUUCCGUACUAAGGAUAUGGGACUUAAUAUUUCUGGAGGGAAAUGAAGUGCUAUUGAGGGCCGCACUCGCUAUCUGGGAUUGUUUGGCAGACCGUAUAUUGACUGUCGAGAGCGCCGACGAAUUUUAUAGCAUAAUGGGUGUACUCACCAGAGAAAUGAUGGAGUUUGGGGUCACCGAUACCAACGAACUGAUCAAGACCAUUUGCAUAAUGGCUCCCUUUCCGUUCCCACAAUUAGGCGAAUUACGAGAGAAAUACAUGUAUAAUAUCCGACCCCUGACCUCAUCCCUGGCUCUGGUCAAGAGAGGGCUACAGAUAUUUCAGAGCGACGACGAAGACGAGUGUGAUGUUGGAGACGAUCAGAUCAUGUUAGCCAACCUCUACUCCACCAAUGCCUACAACUCGCAUAAGAUUAAAGAUCAGUCCAGUCGUACCCCAUCUCCGCACUCGGAGAACGUUAGGAUCAGUAAUACAUUAGCCAAUAACGUGGUCAGUGGUGGUACCGGUAGCCAGACUAACAACUUCCUGUCGUCCACUAACAUCGACUCCCAGAGAAUGACUUUAGAUAUCUCUCUACUGAAGAAACAAUACGCAAAACUCAAGGAACGCCAACGACAGGCACAGGUCAUCAUCACCGAAGGCUUCCAGAGGGCGAACUCCAGUGCCUUCGCCAAGAAAGAGCCGUUGACUAUGAAUCACCUGUUGUUAGGAAAGACGGCACUGAUAUCAAAGCGUCCGAAGAGGCCGUCGCCUGUCAUCCAGACUGUGACCCGAGCCAACUAUGAGCCCAAGAGUCCAAGAGCUUUGCGCAACCGAUCCAAUACUGUGGCAAAUCUGUUGUCCAACAAAACCAAUAACAAUAAUAAUCACAAGAAUAGCACAAAUGAGCGCAAGAAAUACGAUAAAAGUAGUAAAGGAUUGACGGAAACGCCGGAAAGCGAAACCAUUUCGUGGACUGAAAUCAAAUUAGAGAAGAAACGACACAAAUUUCAACGAAAAAUGUCUGAACCGGUGCUGACGUCCUUCCAGGAGAGCUCGUGCGAAGACAACUCAUGUUUCAGUUCAAUCACCGCCGGCGCUGUCGACGAUAUUGAGAUUGUGGUGACUCGACAACAGAUGAAGGCGUCCAACGAGUCGUUGAACAGUUCCAGUAGUAGUUCCACAGAAUUAUGCGACGACGACCACCUAAACGACAACUCCAGCGAUUUCGCCUCAUCUCCAGAGGUUUACCGAAAGAAUCGGAGUUUACCGACAAAUCACCACCAAUUGGCCAAUGAUAAUAACAAAGACAACAACAAUUCAGAGACCCAGAGGCCUGUCUUUCAAGUCUCUGAUGACGGCCCCGAAAGCUAUCAAUUGAAUGAUAAAUCUUUGAGUAGAGGUUUGGCAGCAAAUCAUCACCAAAUGACUAGUGAAACGAAUAAUGAUAACAACAAUACUGAUAAUCAAAGAUCAGUCUUCGAGAUCUCCAAUGACUUUCUCGAAAGCAUUCAAUUGAGCGAAAAGUCUUUCAGUAGAGAUUUGCCCGCAAAUCAUCACCAAUCAGUGAACGAUAAUAACAAUUCAGAUGUCCAGAUGUCGGUCCUUCACGUCUCUGAUGGUUGUCUGAGCGAUGAAAAGUCUGUGACUGAUUCCGGAGACCAAUGCCUUACAGCUAAUAAUAACGGCGAUUGUGAUAGUAGUAUAGAUCAUCACCGCUCUGACCCCAUACCCACACAAAUGAGUGCCAUCGAUGAUAAUUAUGUGAAGCCAGAGGCCAGGGAUUCCAACUCUAACUCUAAUUCGGACACAUCUAAAGACGCCUAUCAGUCCAUUAAAAGUGAGAUCUCAUCGCUAAGUUUAGAGCAAUGCAUACAAAAACUGAAUGAGAAGUUAGUUUCGCUAAACGAUGGAAAUCUGCAGCAAUGAUGAUAACAAAAAAAAGACAUCUAUUUCUUAAACAAUUUCUUAUUUUUGAAAAUUUCUAUAUAUUUUUCUUCGACAACUCAUUUCAAAUGAGCCAAUAUUUGCU